GCUUUGCAUAAUGUUAUUAUGUAAAAAAAAUUAUAACUACAUGGGGGAAAAUCUGAACUAAAGAUAAUUACUGAUUUUAAAUGUGUAAAAGGCUCAACUGGCUCAUCAUUAGGUUAAUCUAGGUUGUUAACAGGUCUGCCAGUUCACCGUUUAUGUUGUGUUGUUGAAGUAAGUAAUCACAUAUAGGCCUGCAUUGCAGUGAAUAGAGUGGGUGGAGUAGAAAGUAUUGCUUGGCAUUUAGACCUCAGUCCCUCAUGAAAUAACACUAUAUAUAGAUUCCACAGACCCUAGUGAGCAAUCCCAACUCCACUUACUUCGGCACCUAGAAUAGUUCUCUCUAUAAGUCUAUAUGAUUUUAUUUGACUUUGGAACAUGUUUUAAAACCCAAAUGUAAUUCUAAUGUCACUUAAAUAUGAACAAAUAUAAAUCAUUGUUAAUGUUUAGAUAAUAAUUUUUCAUAUUUUAGGAAUAAAUACAGGUUGACACUUCUAUUAUUACGUGCGGGGCUUUUAUUUAGAACGUUUCUAUAAUUCUGUGACCCGGAAGUACUUUUUUUUGUGUGUUACUGACGAGACGCUGGUUAUUUUUUCGAUCUAGUUAGUUCGUGGUCAUAUUGUUUUAUGAUUACGUUUUUAUAAAUCCGUAGGUUACUAAGGUCAGAAAGCGUUGUAGAUCCAUAUGGUCAAGAAAGGAGUGUGAAUUGUUGAAUUUGUUGUAAAAGUUAUUUCACUGCAUUCUGACUGAUGCAACAACAUGUCAAAACAUGUCAAUCGUCCGCUCUUCUGGAUAAUCAAGAGGUACACUGGGGAAUAUCUCCGAAAAUGUAACAUUUUGAACGAGCGAACACUAGGACGAGUUUCCGGUGCUUCUGUCGGUUACAAACAGCACUCAACGGGAGACGCAAACACCCGUCAUGCCAACAAUGUUCCGACCAUUUGGAGCGCAGGAGGCGGCAGGGACAGUGGCUCAGAGCGGACUACUCUCCUCAAGUCAGUCGCUGUUGGGUUGGGACUCGGUAGUGCGGCACUUCUGCAUUUCAGAGGGGACGAGGAGGACAAAGUUUGUGAGAGGAGAGAUUUAUUUUGUGAUUCCAUCCUAGAACGUGUCUUGCCAACAGCCCACUGUGCCUCUCCUUUUAAACCCGACAGUCCACGAUUCAAGUUCAACUUCAUUGCGGAUGUGGUGGAAAAAUCUACGCCCGCUGUCGUGUAUAUUGAAAUCGUCGGCCGGCACCCGUUCUCCGGUCGGGAAGUCCCCAUCUCCAACGGUUCUGGGUUCAUUGUCAGCAGUGAUGGGCUCAUAGUCACCAAUGCCCAUGUAGUGGCCAAUAAGAGAGGAGUCCGGGUCAAGCUAACCAAUGGGGAGACGUAUAACGCCACUGUGCAAGACGUUGAUCAGGUGGCAGACAUAGCCACUAUAAAAAUCAAUGCCCAGCACCCUCUCCCUACCCUCCCUCUGGGGCUGUCGUCGGAUGUGCGUCAGGGGGAGUUUGUGGUUGCCAUGGGCAGCCCAUUUGCCCUGAGGAACACCAUCACGUCAGGUAUCGUCUCCUCAGUCCAGCGGGGCAGCAAGGAGCUGGGUCUGUCCAAACCCAACAUGGACUAUAUCCAGACAGACGCUGCCAUCGAUUUUGGGAAUUCUGGAGGGCCUCUGAUUAAUCUGGAUGGUGAGGUGAUCGGCAUCAACACCAUGAAGGUGACGGCAGGGAUCUCCUUCGCGAUCCCCUCGGAUCACGUCAAACACUUCCUGAACCAAGCCUCUGACAAGAAGAAGUCUCGGUUGGGGGUGUUGGACACCAAGCGGAGAUACAUUGGUGUCAUGAUGCUGACCCUGACUCCAAGUAUCAUUGCCGAGUUGAAGCUGAGGGAUCCCUCCUUCCCUGAUGUCACUUAUGGGAUCAUGAUCCACCGGGUCAUCGUGGGCUCUCCAGCCAACAGGUAUGAAGCCAGGUGACAUUGUGCUGGAGAUCAACGGCACCAAGGUGAACACGUCAGAGGAGAUUUACAAUGCAGUGAGGACCAGCGACAGCAUCACCAUGGUGAUCAGAAGGGGUCAGGACCUACUCAGACUACACAUGACCCCAGAGUUCACAGAGUGAUGUCAUCAAACGUUGCCAGUUAGUGGAGCCGCAUGAUAUAGAGGUAGUGUACGAAGAAGAGGACAGUUGGUACACUGAAGAGGACAGGGAUACUGAAUGAUCACACCCACAACAUGCUUAGAGACAGACUAGCACAUCACUGUCUGUGUGGUUCUACACAUUAAAUAAACCACAGAAAUCAUGUAAGAUGGCCUAUUAACACAUAGCAGCCGACUUUUAAGCAGAGUCCAGUCUGACUGAUAUUCAAAUCACCUUGUAUCAUAAAUAACUACUCCAAUAUUAUUUGUAGAUCCAUCAGUCACAAUUUACACGAUACAUCACAGUUUUGAUGCUCUCGAACACUGCCUACCAUGGGUUUACAGUCGUAAGAUUAGAUGGGCUAUGAUAAACACAGUAUUAGUCAGACACUCUAACUGAAGGACGUGACAGUUGGUUGUGACUGAUUGGCUUCAAACCAAGACACUGCCCUCAACAGACCAUGUGAUUUAUAAUGAAACAGAUACUUAUACUGAAAUAUUGAGCUAUAAGGCUCUGCACUGAAGUAUUUAGAGUAUUAUGACAUCAAUAUACAGUACAUCUAUCAAUUGACUUGUAUUGUUUGGGGAUUUAAUUACAACCUCAUUGAAGAUCUGAUGUAACCAAGAAGGGGGUGUGAUUCAAUCCGAUCUGUGGUAGAUCCGCGUUAUAGCGUGCUUGACAUUUUAAAGGUAAUUUUUAAUACAGCCAACAUAUGAAAAGUUUACCAUUAAUGCCAUCUGCAAAUGCGGUGAAAUUGUCUUUAAAAGUUGCAUUGUCUAUAAGUGCGAUCAGAUUAGUGUUUUCACUCUAAUACACUGUAUCAGUUGUGUGCACAAUAUUUUUACUGAAAGUCACUACAAUAAACUAUUUAGAAAAGCUGAUAUUUCUAAGUCCGAUACAGUCCUACCAGUCUCAGCAACCCAGAACAGAAAACCUCACAUAUGUUAAUCUCUCUGAGAGAUUACUGUACAACACACUUUACUUGUUUGUUUUUGGUAAAGCAGGUAGUAGGUUAGCAUAUUUCCCUUUCUACUUCUUGCCUGUGUCUUAAAGACAGGCUCAGGUUGGGUUGUAAUACUGUGUGGUUUUAAAUGUUCAGGUUGGGUUGUGAGAAGUAGGCAUUGGUCUGAAGCCAAAAAAGUAAAUUAACAUGAGCAGCACAAUGCUUCAGUGAUGCUCUACCAAGGGGUUCCAGCAGACAGCUUUGACCUACUACAGUAGCUAUGUUGGUCUAUUGUACUUCAAACAACAUAUAGACAGGUUACUUGGGAUUCAAAACUACUGUAGUGGGUCAAAGCUGUGUGCUGGAUAACCUUAUUAGAGCAUUGGUGAAGUAGGCAUUGUGGUGCUCAUGUGAAUUUCUUUUUCGGCCACAGACAAAUGCCUGCGUUUCACUGAAAAUGUUGUUUAAUUUCCAUGUUUUUUUUUUUUACACCGAAAGUAAUUAUACAACAUUUCCACAUGCAAAAGGUGUCUUUUUUUGUAAUUUGCACUUCAAAUGAUGUUCUAAAAAUUGAAGUGUCGGAGCUGAAAAUGUGGACCCAAUUGUAUACAAAUUUUCUGUUACCGGUGGCUAUCUUAGGUUGUACCAGUAUGUCAGAUUAGCUACAUUUCAAAUUUCUCAGCCUUUGAGUACCACAGAAACACUUUGAAUGAAUAACAGACAUGUUCAUAACAAGUGGCUAUGGAUGAAGAUCAAAAUAUCUGUUCAAAAACAUAUAUUUUAAAACAAAAUUUAACUACACGUUAAAAUAUUAUUUAUUUUAGGGAAUUUAAACCAUUUGUUACGAAAGGUUAAUAAAAAUAAGUGUUACUGCUU
Salmo salar (Atlantic salmon) is the source of this 3935-nucleotide messenger RNA. Its product is annotated as serine protease HTRA2, mitochondrial. Gene Ontology annotation, molecular function: protein binding; serine-type endopeptidase activity. Lineage: Eukaryota; Metazoa; Chordata; Actinopteri; Salmoniformes; Salmonidae. The record is from RefSeq and is a predicted model, not a curated record. Gene Ontology annotation, cellular component: mitochondrion. Gene Ontology annotation, biological process: programmed cell death; proteolysis; positive regulation of apoptotic process.